AGCGGAGGAGGGGGAGGAAGGGUUUUGGAAUUAGGCCGCCGUUGCGUUGCGUUGCGUUGCGUGGGAGAGAGCAAAGCGAACCCAAGCCGAACCCGAAGCUACCACCACCACCAGCCGCCGCCGCAACGCCGGGCCGCGCCUCGUCUCGUCUCGUCUCCCUGUUCCCUAGUACGAGGGGUUUCCCGGCGAGGAGGGGAUCCCGGCAGCGAGGAUGAGCGGCGGGGGAACCGUAGGGAAAGGGGCGGCGGCGCCCGUCCCAGCCGCUUCGAGGAAGCUGGUGCAGAGCCUGAAGGAGAUCGUGAACCGCCCCGAGGCGGAGAUCUACGCCGCGCUGCGCGAGUGCGGCAUGGACCCCGACGAGGCGGUCAGCCGCCUCCUCUCCCAAGAUACUUUUCAAGAGGUAAAGAGCAAGCGCGACAAGAAAAAGGAGAUUAAAGAGAUUCCCGAACCAAGAUCUCGAUCAGCAAAUAAUUCUACAAGUCGAGGCGCUAGAGGUGGUGCGGAUCGUGGUGCACGGAACAGUUCUGUACACUCGAGCUCCAUUGAUAAUGCGGCCUCAAAAUCAUCAGUCUCGGGACCUGGUAUGCCAUCUACUAAUUCCAAUCAGAAGCAAACAAUUCCAAGUUCCUCUGCAAACAAACAUAUUGCUGAUGGACCAGCAGUACCAUUGCAAUCAUCAUCUGGGUUUCAGCAAGGUUGGUCUGGGACGCCAGGUCAGUUGUCGAUGGCUGAUAUUGUGAAAAUGGGUAGGCCUCAGGCAAAGCAUUCUAGCAAACCUGUGGUUACAGCUGACAGAGGAUAUGCUGGACAGUACCCAUCUUUGCCAAACACCUUAAGCCAGAAUCCGAAACAAUCUGCCAGCACAGCUUCGCCAACAGAGCUUGACCAGGGAUUACCUCCUGUCCAAGAUUCUGUUCAGGUUAAGAAUUACAGUCAUUCUGCCGCUGACAACAAGCACACAUAUGGGAAUGACUGGUCCUCACAAGACGAGCCACCAUCAGUGAAUCAAUCCUCCUUCCCUGAGACGUCUGGUGACCCAUAUGAGGCAUUGUUACAGUCAUCUACGCUGGUUGAUUGUGUGGUUCACUCACAUGAAAAUUCACAUUUAGAUGAAAAUGACACUUCGGCAGUGAGACCAGUAACUGCUUCUGAGAGACACUUGGAACAUGAUAAAGGUAAUUCUGAAUAUAAUGAUGGAUUAUUGAAGAACUCGAGUUCCUACCAGCCUCAGCAGUUUUCUUACACAGAGGGUGAAGUUGAGGAUUCCAAUGCUGAUGUAUCAGCAGCAGCAGCAAACUUCCAGAGUCUAAGCCUACAUAAUGAAGAGUUAGCUGCAAAUAAUUUUGCCGAAGAUAACCCUGCAGUGAUAAUUCCUGAUCAUUUGCAAGUUACAAACACAGAAUGUGCUAGUUUGAGCUUUGGCAGUUUUGAGUCCGGUGCAUUUUCGGGUUUCCUCCCACAAAAGACCACUGAUAGCAAUGCGGAGUUGCCUGUUGGGGGGGAAUCUGCACCAGUAGAUCAAAUAGAUGCAAGGAAUCAAGAUUACUAUGACACUGGUGCUGUGAAUUCAUCAGCAAACGAGAACCUUGAGGCCCUUAUGGGAGCUACCAUGGAGAAUGUUGAUGCACCUUCUGUCUCACAGGCUGAUGUGCUGAGGCAGGAAGUACUUGAUCCAUCUGGUCUUCAGUAUGACCUGUCAUCCGCAUCAAGUCAUGCAUAUUCGAACACGAACACAUCACAGCCAAGCGCAAUGGAGGACCCACAAGGAAACAACCAAGCACACACUCUUUCCCAUCUAUCAAACUUGAUGCAAGCAAAUCCGUUGAGCACUAGCCUAUUGGGGUCCAAUCAAUCAACUCUUCAUGACUUAGAAUUUUCUCUACCACCUUAUCUGGCAGCAAAAUAUAACACUGGUUCAACUACUAAUCCUAGACCGGCCAUCUCCAUGCAGGAGGCUCUGAAAACAGGAGUUUUCUCCAACACUCAGUCCACACAGAAUCUUCCAAAUACAAGCAUUGCGACAGGGCCUCCUCUCCCUCAGCAAUUAGCUGCUCACCCUUACUCUCAGCCAACUGUACCUCUUACACCUUUUGCAAACAUAAUUGGCUAUCCAUAUUUGGCUCAAAACUAUGCUGCUUACCUACCAUCAGCUGCAUUCCAGCAAGCAUACCCAAGUAAUGGGCCGUUCCAUCAGUCUGCUGCUGCUGUGCCUGGAUCUGGUAUGAAGUACUCGAUACCAGAGUACAAGAACAACCUGUCUGCUACAGGCUUACAACAACAACCUUCGUCAGUCAUGUCUGGUUAUGGAGGCUUUGGAAGCUCUAGUAAUCUUCCAGCAAAUUUCACCCUUAACCAGAGUACUGGCUCUGCAUCAACACCUCUUGGGUUUGAUGAAGCGUUGAGCAGACAAUACAAAGAUACCAGUCAAUACAUGGCCCUACAGCAGGGCGACAACUCUGCAAUGUGGCUUCAUGGCUCGGGGUCAAGAGCAGCGUCAGCACUUCCGCCUAGCCACUUCUAUGGUUACCAGGGACAGAGUCAGCAGGGUGGCUUUCGCCAGGCGCAGCAGCCACAACCCUCCCAAUUUGGAGGUCAUGGGUACCCAACUUUCUACAGCUCUCAGGGUGGUCUUACGCAGGAGCACCCCCAGAACUUGGCUGAUGGCAGCCUGAACGGCUUCCAGACCGCGCCAUCGCAGCCGUCUCACCCGAGCUGGCAGCACCAGAACACCUACUGAGCCCUGUACCCCUGUUAUAGUGGCUUCUUCACUGUUGCGAGACAAGUUUCGCGUGCCCGUAUCCUAACUCGAUGUGGAGUAAGCAGUUCGGACUGGCUGAGCUUGUGUUCGAGCGCUGUGGGGGUCCGGGCAUACAACAGUUCUAGAGAGCGUUUUAACAUGUUGCGUGUGUUGCCAGACUCAUGGAUUGUGAUUUCUUUCUAUAGUGAGCUCUAUGUCCGUAGGUGCAGACCUGUAAAACUGAGACAUAAUCACCUAACAAGGAAUCGCUUCUGAUUUCC
Molecule: messenger RNA, 3018 nt
Organism: Phragmites australis (common reed)
Lineage: Eukaryota; Viridiplantae; Streptophyta; Magnoliopsida; Poales; Poaceae
Product: GBF-interacting protein 1-like
Exons: 10
Coding region: 212-2737 (841 amino acids)
Molecular function (GO): protein binding
Source: RefSeq, a predicted model, not a curated record